UGUAUUGUAACGUAAUAUGUGAUGAAUGACUGAUACAAGUGUUUCCUUUUCCGUCAAAGUCUUGACUAAACGUGUAGUUUGUGUUGAAUUUGUUGUCAUUUAUUUGAUUUGAUUCAUAGGUUUGCCAACAGAUCAGAUCAAUGGCCGUCGGAAAGAAUAAAGGUUUGGCCAAAGGCGGCAAAAAAGGUAUCAAAAAGAAAAUUGUGGAUCCAUUUACUCGUAAAGAGUGGUACGAUGUCAAGAGUCCGUCAAUGUUUUCGGUGAGAAACGUCGGCAAAACUCUGGUCAACAAAACACAGGGAACCAGAAUUGCUUCCGAAGGUCUUAAGGGACGAGUCUUCGAGUGUUCGUUGGCUGACUUGCAGAACGAUGAGAUCGCAUACAAGAAGUUUCGAUUGAUUGCAGAAGAAGUUCAGGGAAGGAUAGUGUUGACCAACUUUCAUGGUAUGGAUCUAACGACCGAUAAGUUAAGAUCAAUGGUUAAAAAGUGGCAAACUUUGAUUGAGGCCAACGUUGAUGUCCGUACUACUGAUGGAUACUUAUUGCGAGUGUUUGCCAUCGGUUUCACCAGAAAAUGGCAAAACCAAGUGAAGAAGACAUCAUACGCUCAACACACGCAAGUCAUACAAAUCCGUAAACGUAUGACUGAUAUCAUCACACGCGAGGUUCAGAACAGCGACCUUAAAGAGGUUGUCAACAAAUUGAUUCCCGACUCUAUUGCUAAAGAUAUUGAAAAGACCUGUCAAUCAAUAUAUCCAUUGCAUGACGUUAUGAUCCGCAAAGUGAAAGUUUUGAAGAAACCGAAGUUUGAUUUGGGAAAACUUCUUGAAAUACACGGCGAAGGCAAAGGAACGACCACUACAACUGCUGUUCCCGGAGAAGAACCCAUGAAAGUGGAUAGACCUGAGGGAUAUGAACCUCCUGUUCAAGAGUCGGUUUAAUUUAUAUUACUGACUAAUAAUAUGUAUUUGAAAUGUGGUCUGAAAUUUAAUAAAUGGUUUUGAAUUAAUUUUUGUCACUUUUUG
This is a messenger RNA of Oppia nitens, 1025 nucleotides long. It is a transcript of the gene RpS3A, whose product is annotated as 40S ribosomal protein S3a-like. The record is from RefSeq and is a predicted model, not a curated record. Gene Ontology annotation, biological process: translation. Lineage: Eukaryota; Metazoa; Arthropoda; Arachnida; Sarcoptiformes; Oppiidae. Gene Ontology annotation, cellular component: cytosol; ribosome. Gene Ontology annotation, molecular function: structural constituent of ribosome. The coding region runs from base 141 to 941 and encodes 266 amino acids. The transcript has a single exon.